AUGGCUUCCAAAUGCCUCAAGGCCGGCUUCUCUUCUGGGUCUCUCAAGGGCCUGGGUGCGGGUGGAGCUUCCACUCGCGUGCCCACCGUGUACUCCAGCAGCUCUUGCAAGCUCCCGAGUCUCUCUCGGGGGUCCCGGAGUUUCUCUGCGAGCUCGGCUGGGGUGGGCAGAAGCAGCUACCGGGCGGCCAGCUGCCUCCCUGCCACAGGGGCUUUUGUUGCCGGCUACAGUGGGGGCGGGGGCUGGUUUGGGGAAGGCAUCCUUUCCGGCAGCGAGAAGGAGACCAUGCAGUUCCUGAACGACCGCCUGGCCAGCUACCUGGAGAAGGUGCGGCAGCUGGAGCGGGAGAACGCGGAGCUGGAGGGCCGCAUCCGGGAGUGGUGUGAACGGCAGGUGCCCUACAUGUGCCCCAACUACCAGUCCUACUUUCAGACCAUUGAGGAGCUCCAGAAGAAGACCCUGUGCAGCAAGGCAGAGAAUGCCAGGCUUGUGGUGCAGAUCGACAAUGCCAAGCUGGCCGCAGAUGACUUCAGGACCAAGUAUGAGAUGGAGCUGUCCCUGCGGCAGCUGGUGGAGUCGGACAUCAACGGUCUGCGCAGGAUCCUGGAUGACCUGACCUUGUGCAAGUCUGACCUGGAGGCCCAGGUGGAGUCCCUGAAGGAGGAGCUGAUGUGCCUCAAGAAAAACCAUGAGGAGGAAGUGAACUCACUGCGCAGCCAGCUUGGUGACCGGCUCAAUGUGGAGGUGGAUGCUGCCCCACCUGUUGACCUGAACAGGGUCCUGGAUGAGAUGAGGUGUCAGUAUGAGACCCUGGUGGAGAACAACCGCCGGGAUGCUGAAGACUGGUUUGACACCCAGACGGAGGAGCUGAACCAGCAGGUGGUGUCCAGCUCGGAGCAGCUACAGAAUUGCCAGGCAGAGAUCAAUGAGCUGAGACGCACGGUCAGCGCCCUGGAGAUCGAGCUGCAGGCUCAGCAUAGCAUGAGAGAUGCUUUGGAAUCCACCCUGGUGGAGACAGAGGCCCGCUACAGUGCCCAGCUGGCCCAGGUGCAGUGCAUGGUGACCAACGUGGAGGCCCAGCUGGCGGAGAUCCGCUGUGAGCUGGAGCGGCAGAACCAGGAGUACCAGGUGCUGCUGGACGUGCGGGCCCGGCUGGAGGGCGAGAUCGAGACGUACCGGGGCCUGCUGGAGACCGAGGACUGCAAGCUUCCCUGCAACCCAUGUGCCCCUGAGAGCUCGCCCUCCAAGUCGUGCCUCCCCUGUCUUCCUGUGGCCUCCUGUGGUCCCAGUGCAGUCCGCGCAACCUGCAGCCCCCGCCCUAUUUGUGUGCCCUGCCCAGGGGGCCGGUUCUGA
This is a messenger RNA of Nycticebus coucang (slow loris), 1353 nucleotides long. RefSeq names its product keratin 35 (gene KRT35). NCBI's taxonomy places the organism in Eukaryota, Metazoa, Chordata, Mammalia, Primates, Lorisidae. The record is from RefSeq and is a predicted model, not a curated record. The transcript is spliced from 7 exons. Bases 1 to 1353 code for a protein of 450 amino acids. Gene Ontology annotation, molecular function: structural molecule activity.